Messenger RNA from Colletotrichum lupini, 537 nucleotides. RefSeq lists its product as uncharacterized. The record is from RefSeq and is a predicted model, not a curated record. Lineage: Eukaryota; Fungi; Ascomycota; Sordariomycetes; Glomerellales; Glomerellaceae. The transcript is spliced from 2 exons. The coding region runs from base 1 to 537 and encodes 178 amino acids.
AUGCUUCGAAUGGGCUUCGCGCUCACAUCCCAUCUUGGACAAACACACGUACCCUCGCCCUCUCGUGGCUCGACACCUACACCACUCUGCCGCCAUCCCACACGCUGCCCCCAGCUCCGCUUGCCCUCCCCGACUUCACUUCACCUCACCUUGCCUCGCCUUACCUUGCACGGAACCCGUCCCGCCUUUUGCCUCACGCUCAUCAUCGCCAUCCAUCCAUCCAUCCUUCCUUCCUUCCUUCCCCCUCACCCCCCGCUCAUCGGACGAGACGACGGCGAAGAGAACCUCCUUCUAGCACUAGGAAUCCAGAAGCCCGGUGCGGUGCCUAAGCGCAGCCACCACCCCACCUCCGCCUCGACGCAACCUGCCAGCCUCUACUUCGGUCUCUUCCUGCUCUGCCACGGCGCGCACCUAAAGACGGCAAAUACACCCACCAACCUCUCCAGACUCCUAUCAAACAACACCAUAGCGGUCGCUGCUGCCACAACUACAAUCCGCCACCCCGCCAAAUCACAAGGCAAUCAAGCGACUCGCUGA